Molecule: messenger RNA, 1014 nt
Organism: Papilio xuthus (Asian swallowtail)
Lineage: Eukaryota; Metazoa; Arthropoda; Insecta; Lepidoptera; Papilionidae
Product: vegetative cell wall protein gp1
Exons: 4
Coding region: 26-877 (283 amino acids)
Source: RefSeq, a predicted model, not a curated record
UCGUGGAAAAUUAGACGACCGCAAGAUGGCGCCGGGCUCCAUCGUAUGGUUAUUUGCCCUUCUAUUGAGCACGGCAAGUUGCCAGCCGCUGCCAGACCCCGAGCCGCAGUAUCCCUGCGCAGAGUACCAGCCUUGCGAAACCUGGGAGCCCCCACCAUGCGAGCCCUGCCCCCCGCCAUGUCCCCCACCUUGUCCCCCGCCCUGCCCUCCGCCUUGCCUUCCGCCCUGCCCUCCGCCCUGCCCUCCGCCCCGUGCCGAAGAUGAGGUCGUUCAGAUCGGACCAUGCAACCCUUGCGACCGCCCAGUCAACUAUAUGUAUGGACAGGCACCCCCAGGGUCAAUCAUUAUCAGGCCUGGCCAAGUCCGGUUUAGGCCGCGGCAGCCGAUCACGGUGAAGCCUGGCCCUAUCCAGUUGCCGCCGCCGGCCGUGGUGUGGGUGAAACCUGCGCCCGUUCAGCCCGAGACCCCCGCUCCGAUUACCGUACGUCCGCCGCCCGUGCAGCCACCCACACCCGCGCCUAUCACAGUCCGGCCACAGCCCGUCACCCCGCCUAGACCUGCGCCCAUCGUUGUCAGACCAGCCCCGGUGCCUGUACCAAAACCAGCGCCUAUUAAGGUACAACCGCAACCAGUGCAGCCACCAGAACCUGAGCUACUAGUUGUAAAGCCACCAAGGAUCAGCGUACCGGGACUGCCCGUCGUCUGCUUCCAGCCCAACCCUCCAUCUUGCUUCAGGACAUCAGGCAGCGCGCUUAUCUCCCUCUACCAGCAGCGACAGCCGUGCCUAGAACCAAUACCGCCGUGUCCCAUGGAAACAAUUCCACCAUGUCCUACACCCAUUAAUCCGUGCCAAAACCCCAUACCACCUUGCGCGUAAUGUGAAACGAUUAUGUCAUCUUUGGGUGUAUAAUAAUAUAUAGUAUAUAUAUUUACAUAUAGUAAUUAAGCUAAGUUUGCAAAAUGUUUGUAGUCAGUCGAAAUAAAGUGCAGGCAUGUUACUAUUGUGCAAAUCAA